AACGAAACGUUCUGAAAUAAAUAAAGCGUUAAGGAAUAUAAAGUGUACAACGCGACUCCAAAACGUAAUGCGAAUAAACUGCGGUGUACGCAUUUGGUAAAGUGAAGUGUUCCUCGUGUACGAUGGCAGAAACGGUGACGGUGGUUGGAAAAGAACAUUCCAUGUUAAGCGAGCAUCAUACAACGCCGAAGAAAAAAGUAACAUUGGCGCUUGCAGAAUGCGGUUGCGGCAACGCAAGCUCGAAUGAAGAUUAUUCCAUCUUUCGUACAUUAGAGAACUUUACCGCACAGAAUGGCACAGCAAGUCCGAAGCUUCCCACCAUAAAGGACUUCUGCAUCCUGAAACCGAUCAGUCGUGGUGCUUUCGGGAAAGUGUUUCUCGGUUACAAAAAGUGUGACCAAAACAAACUGUACGCUAUCAAGGUGAUGCAGAAGACGGAAAUGAUCAACAAAAACAUGGUCUCGCAGGUGAUCACGGAAAGGAACGCUUUGGCACUUUCGCGCAGUCCGUACUGUGUGACGCUCUAUUAUUCCCUCCAAACGCUGUCCUCCGUGUACCUCGUGAUGGAAUACAUGGUGGGUGGUGAUCUUAAGUCACUGUUGGCCAUGUAUGGCUUUUUCGAUGAAACUACGGCUCGGUUUUAUGCGGCCGAAAUUUGUCUUGCUCUGCAGUACCUGCACGGGCACGGUAUCGUUCAUCGGGAUAUAAAACCGGACAACAUGUUGGUGGCCGCAUCCGGGCACGUGAAGCUGACCGAUUUCGGACUGAGCCGUAUAGAAAUGCGACGAGAUUUAGAAAUAUCGGACCUGAUCAACUGUUCCCCGAAUCUGAACGCACGUACACCGGGCCAGCUGCUGUCGCUCACUUCCCAUCUGUCCUUCGGUUCACACGACAAGCGUAUUGUAGCGGAUGUGGCUGCUGCUGGGGUUUCCUCGAACUUGCCAAUACGGGAGGAAACUUCCGACCAUGAAUCGGACAGCUCGUUCGGCCAGUCACGCCAACAGAACGAUAGCAAAAUGUCGGGCGUAAGUCCGUUCUUUUCUGCCGAACAGAAUGUGAGCUCGGGCGAAGAGAUAAAAGCGAUGGUGCCGUCAGAGGUUACGGUUGUAGAGGAAAAGUUCGACUCGUCUCUGUACUAUACGUGUAAUUCUAGUGAUGAAGGAAAAUCGAGCUCGAGUGGUAGCUGCGAAUCGGUAAAGGAAGUUCGGCAACGGUUGGAACUGGUUGCAGAAGGCGCACAGGACAAAGAAAACGCCGACAGCACCAACAGUGGCGAGGAGAAAACCAGACUGAAAGAUCCAUUUGAAUGCUUGAUGGUUUCGAAAAAAAUACAUCGAAAUUACACGGAAGAUUCCGGCGUUUCGAGUAGGAAGAGUGAUAUGUCCAACAUACCGUGCGAGCUGUCGGCGAUUGAAAAGGUGGAAAACAACUCGAACAACAGCAACAAAGAUUUCAGUUCGGACUUUUCGAGAAGUUACAGCAUGAGCAACAUUACCGAAAUCUCACACUCACCUGUACGGAAUGGUAUGCGCGGAUUCAAAAGGCCAGAAUUUCUUAGGGGCGUUAAAAGAGGACGCCAUUUAGUGAACCGGGUUGAUUCGUUGGCUUCGGAUGGCGACGGUACCAGCACGGGCCUGACGCAAGAGAUCGAUGUGCUAGACAUCUGUGGUGAGAUGCACCGAAGCACACCCAAGAAACGCAAAGCAACGUCCCCGAUCAAGGGUGUCCUGAAAGUACGAUCGCUAUCCGAUGAUGAGAUGCAAACAGGAGAGAACUUGAUCGCGAACGUAAUGUUCUCGACGCCCGUCUCAUCGCAAAAGAUACGCCGCGAAGGUGGCCAGCUGGGAAAGCUAAAAAGCACACGCUUUCAGCUUCCCUCCUCGAUCGAUCAAUCGCGCAAGGUAAAGGCGUACAGCGAGGCACUUCCGCCACAUUUCAUCAAAAUGCCAGACGAAUCGGUAAUGUCACCGAUCUGCACGAACCUAACGGCUACGGUCGGGUGCGACAGUACGACCGGUACCGAUGUCGUCGGACCAGCGAUCGAAAAUACACCGAAAGCCGUUAAAACACCAUUCCGCACACCGAAAUCGGUUCGUAGGGCACCGCUUUUAUCGGACGAACGAAUACUCGGCACACCGGACUACCUGGCGCCGGAGCUGUUGUUGCAGCAAGGACACGGUCCGGCGGUGGAUUGGUGGGCAUUGGGCGUUUGUCUGUACGAAUUUCUAACCGGUGUACCACCAUUCAAUGACGAGACACCGCAGAAAGUGUUCGAAAACAUUCUCGGUCGGCUCAUCGAAUGGCCAACUGGUGAGGAGUCGCUCUCACCGGAUGCCGUUGAAGCGGUGGAACAAUUGCUCGAAAUGGAACAAACAAAGCGACCAGCGGCGGACCAGAUGCAACGGAUGGCGUUUUUCGCGUGCAUAGAUUGGAAGAACGUGAGCCUGAUGGAGCCACCGUUCAUUCCCAAUCCGGACGAUCCGCAGGAUACUGGCUAUUUCGAGGCGCGCAAUAUCAUGCAGCACCUGAAGCUGUCGAACUUUAAUCUGGACGCUUAUUAGCGGAUGCGAGCUGCGGAAUCGUGGUUGACAACCAUCACGCGGUGCACAGCUGGAUACUGGCCGUAAAAAUGAGGUACGCAUUAGGUAAGCAAAACUAUACACACAUAUUCGUUUACUAUGCGAGGAAUUUUUUGCACAUUUUAUCACAAUUGUAGACUACGGAACGAUUAGACUGGUAGAUAAGAUGUAGGAAAUUAGAGCGGGAACUAUUUUAAAGCUAAUGCUGUAAGAAGAACUUGUUAUGACCAAUCGUGACAUCCAUGUGAGUUUUCGUUUUGUGUUAAAUUAUUGAAUAACAUUAGCGAUUAUGAUGAUAGUUAUGUGAUACUGCAAACAAGAAGUGAAAAAAGAAAUACAACAAAAAAUAACAUAAACCUACCCGUGAUUGAUGGGAAAUGUUUGCUAAACUUUAAACUGGAAACAAGGAUGCACAGCAUAUUUAGUCAGUGGAGGGCACCAGAACUAGAAGAUGCAAAACUGGGUCAAUCUUGAUAAGACUCGAGAGUUGUGAUUCUUGUGACGUUGAGUAAACAUUUCACCAUUCGUAACGGUAACGUCCAGUGGAAAUGAUGCAGUCGCAUCUACGAUGCAUAAAACAUCAAAUCGAUAGGAAAGGGAAGAUAAGCGAAAGAGUUCCAUCGUGUGAAUGCAGCACCGUCUGGUCAUUUGAACUUCAAAAAUCUGUAGGAUGAAAAAGAAAAGUUACUUUCGAAAAUGAGGAACUAGCUUAAACGCAUCUUCACUGCAACAGCGAGGGAUAUACAAGCUCAUAGAUGUAACGUAAGCGUUCGAAACAUAUGGAAUAAUUGGGUGUAAAUAAAUAGACAAUUCG
Messenger RNA from Anopheles moucheti, 3393 nucleotides. It is a transcript of the gene gwl, whose product is annotated as serine/threonine-protein kinase greatwall. The record is from RefSeq and is a predicted model, not a curated record. Bases 123 to 2561 code for a protein of 812 amino acids. The transcript is spliced from 5 exons. Gene Ontology annotation, molecular function: protein serine/threonine kinase activity; ATP binding. Gene Ontology annotation, biological process: peptidyl-serine phosphorylation; intracellular signal transduction. Gene Ontology annotation, cellular component: nucleus. NCBI's taxonomy places the organism in Eukaryota, Metazoa, Arthropoda, Insecta, Diptera, Culicidae.